AAGGAACCAGUCGAAUUUACUUCUAUUGCAUUGAAAACUGAAAAAGGUUUUAAUUAAAUAUUUGAGAUCACAGUUCUUUGAAAAGGUUUUAUUAUUAACGCUGACCUUUGGCUGGUGGAGCUUUAACAGGACGAAAAAUAAAAUCAGUCUAGAGAGAAGUUAGAAGAAAGUUUAGCACUUCGUUUCUUUUUUUGGGUAAAACAUGAAAAUGGUGUUGUCUCAGCGGCAGCGCGAGGAGCUUAACCAAGCGAUCGCCGAUUAUUUAGACAGCAAUGGAUAUAGUGAAGCACUCGACAUUUUCCGGAAAGAAGCCGAAGUCCCAACUGAAAUUGAACGAAAAUAUCGAGGUUUGUUAGAGAAAAAGUGGACUUCAGUCAUAAGAUUACAGAAGAAAGUCAUGGAGCUGGAAUCAAAGCUUAGUGAGACUGAAAAAGAACUGAUUGAAGGUGCACCUACAAAAGCAAAACGAACACCAACAGAAUGGAUUCCACGUCAUCCUGAAAAAUUCAAACUUUCAGGACAUCGUGCAACAGUUAAUCGGGUGAUUUUUCAUCCAAUCUUCAGCAUGAUGGUUUCAGCGUCUGAAGAUGCUACGAUUAAAGUUUGGGACUUUGAAACCGGUGAAUAUGAAAGGACGCUCAAAGGACAUACUGAUUCUGUUCAAGACAUUGCAUUUGAUGGACAAGGAAAAUUACUAGCUUCGUGCAGCUCCGAUCUCUCAAUAAAGUUAUGGGAUUUCACGCAAACAUUUGAAUGCAUCAAAACAAUGCAUGGACAUGACCAUAACGUGUCAUCUGUCGCGUUUGUACCAGCUGGAGAUUUUCUGUUAUCGGGUUCAAGAGAUAAAACGAUCAAAAUGUGGGAAGUGUCAACAGGAUAUUGUGUGAAAACCUACACGGGACAUCGAGAAUGGGUUCGAAUGAUCCGAGUAAACGUCGACGGUUCAUUGAUGGCUUCGUGUAGUAACGAUCAUUCGGUGCGUAUUUGGUGCAUCAGUUCCAAAGAAUCGAAGAAUGAAUUGCGUGAACAUGACCACACUGUUGAGUGUAUUGCAUGGGCACCAGAGACAGCUUCGGCUGCGAUUAAUGAAGCAGCUGGAGCAGAUAAUAAAAAGGGAACGCAUCAAGGACCUUUUUUAGCCUCUGGCUCACGUGAUAAGACUAUUAAAGUAUGGGACGUAACAUCUGGACAGUGCUUGUUUACACUUUACGGACAUGAUAAUUGGGUGCGUGGCAUAGCUUUUCAUCCCGGUGGUAAAUAUAUGUUGACGGCCAGUGAUGACAAAUCAAUCCGCAUUUGGGAUAUUCGUAAUAAGAGAUGUAUGAAGACAUUAAACGCUCACUCUCACUUCUGUACUUCUUUAGAUAUGCAUAAAUCGCAUCCUUACGUUAUUUCCGGUAGUGUAGAUCAGACGAUCAAAAUAUGGGAAUGUCGUUAAAUGAAUGAUGGAAUGUCUGCUAAAAGUUGUCGGGUACAGUAGUGAUCAUUGAACAUUACUUAGUUAUGAAAAGAUAACAUGAAUUUUUAUUUUAUUAAGUCUUCUAUCUAAAUACAUAAAAAUACUUCAAAUCGUCCUUAAGAAGAAUCAAACGAAAUGAGAGAUUUUAUAUUUUCAAACAACCAUAUUUCAUUUAUUUUCCUUAUUUUCUGAUAGAUAUAUUUCUAUAUUUUUCUCUUCCAAAAAUGAACUAAACAUGAACUUGUUACAUUACAUUUUUUCAUUUGCUUUGAGACAAACAUUUUUCCUAAGGAUUCCGCUAAAAGAAAGAAAGAAAGUUCUUGUUCUUUUAUUGACGUAUGUAUUGUAAAUAUUAAAACAUUAAAACAAGAUCUGAAUAGAAAAAUGUUUUCUCUUUGUGAGUAAAAAAAACCGCAGAUUUUUUUUAAUUGCGAGAGCAACUUGCUUGCCAUCGAUUUGUUUCAUGAAAAUCGCUUUGCUCAAAACAGUAAAAAUUUGCAUUAUUUAUAAAAUAUAUUAAGUGAAAAGUGAGGUAGUAUAACUCUUGCAGAUAAAAAGCGAGAACGAGAAGAACAUUUUGCAAUUUGCUUAGAUAUUUAUCUGCUUAAACUUUAAGCCCGGAAGGGAAUUAAAUAUCUCAUAGAAUCAUUACAAAAUAUCCACAAAAUUUAAAUUUCUUCGUUUUUUUAAAGACAAAAUUCGCGAAAAAUCUUCUUUGACUGCAAUUCUGAAAUAAAAAAUUCUCAUCACUUUCUGGUUUUUAUUCAUUUUGAUCAAAACAAUUUUGAAGUUUACGUAUUCGAGUGCAAUGUAUAGUCAAAUAAAGAUCAUUAUUUCAAAAAUCUUUUAAAUUGAUAUUAAAGAAAGAAACCUAAAAAUCACUUGAAUAAAAUUUUGAAUAAUUAUUGCUUUUGAAUAAAAAUAUGAAGAAGGCACUUCUAUUCUAUUUGAUACUUUAAAAGCUUUUGAAAUAAGAAAAAGUAUAAUUAAAUGAUUUAAAAAUGUUCAAUUGUAGAACUUCUUAAGUGAGAAUAUUUUAAUGAAAAACAUGAUAAAAUAAUAUUUGGAACUGCUUUUCACGUGCAUAUAUAAUUAAUUGUCAUUUGAAAGCGUGACGGAUUCUUUUGUCUGUUGCAUGACUAUAAUCAUUGCUUAAAAGGACACAACAUAAUAUAAUUAAAAGAAAGGCUUUUUGUGUCCAUAAUGAUUAUUGAUAUCCAUUUCAACACCGUAUUGGCAUCUUUAAAAUUUUACAAAACCAAGGAUAUUUUUAGCAAAACAAACAAUUAUCUAACACACACAUACACACUCCUUGUAAAAAUUAAUAAUUCAAUGAACAAAAAAUAAAUAAAAAUAAAAUGCAACGCUGAAAAAACAAUCAAAAGUUUUCCAUCAUUCAUUUAUGUUUUGCAGCAUAUAUUUAGCUACAUCAUUUUUGGUUUUAUAAAAAUGUUAACUUUUUAAUAAGUUCUACCACUUUGAUGCCGAGUUACGACUCUACCAUCAGGACCUUGAAUACUUGAAGAUGAAUGGAAAACUCCAUUGCCACUAGUAAAUGAUGUUGUGCCUCCCCCAGAUUGGAAUGGACCACCCAUCAUGUCAUCACCUCCGAAUCUAGAAUCAAGCGAGUUUCCUUCUGUUUUCUUGAGUUCUGACUUUUCCGUCAGGUCCAAUAAUUGUUGACGUG
Messenger RNA from Clunio marinus, 3146 nucleotides. NCBI's taxonomy places the organism in Eukaryota, Metazoa, Arthropoda, Insecta, Diptera, Chironomidae. The record is from the annotation of a GenBank genome assembly.